Boeremia exigua is the source of this 1632-nucleotide messenger RNA. RefSeq names its product major myo-inositol transporter iolT. The coding region runs from base 1 to 1632 and encodes 543 amino acids. The record is from RefSeq and is a predicted model, not a curated record. Gene Ontology annotation, molecular function: carbohydrate:proton symporter activity. Lineage: Eukaryota; Fungi; Ascomycota; Dothideomycetes; Pleosporales; Didymellaceae. Gene Ontology annotation, biological process: transmembrane transport; carbohydrate transport. Gene Ontology annotation, cellular component: membrane. The transcript has 5 exons.
AUGGCGAUCCAAGAUGGUACCUCCGAUCCGAUCAUCACGCGCAUGGUCGCGGAAGACAAGGUGCCAUGGUACAAGAAGCCCAAUCUCAGGUACAUGUACCUUUGGCUGUUUUUAUGCUGCAUGGGUGUGGAAAUGACAUCUGGUUUCGACUCGCAACUGAUCGGCACACUACAAUUCUCACAGCCAUUCAAUAAAUACUUUGGCGAUGGCUACCAGACCCUCAACUCCAAAAAAGAGCUGCAGUGGGACAUUAAGCCAGGCAUCCUGGGCUUCAUCUCAUCAUGCUAUCAGCUUGGCUCUAUCGUCGCAGUCCCAAUCGCACCAUGGCUCAACCAGAGAUACGGAAGACGUUGGUCAAUCAUGGUCGGCUCUGUCACCAUGGUCAUUGGAGCAAUCCUACAAGGUUUCGCUCAGCAUAUCGGUAUGUACAUCAUCGCUCGUAUGCUUCUCGGCGUUGGCAUCCUCUUUGCCAUUAUCUCAGGAUCCGCCCUCAUCGGAGAACUCGCCUAUCCUAAGGAGCGUGCAACUAUGACCUCGCUCUUCAACGCCUCGUACUUUAUCGGGUCCAUUCUCGCCGCAUCUAUUGCGAUCCGCACUAGUGGUAUUGCAGGAGACUGGAGUUGGCGUCUUCCUUCGCUGCUCCAGAUCUGCCCCUCUAUGUUGCAGAUCUGCACCGUCUUCCUCCUACCUGAGAGUCCCCGUUGGUUGAUCAGCAAGGACCGCGAUGACGAGGCGUUUGCUGUCCUCACCAAGUACCACGCCGAGGGUGACGCCGACUCUAUCCUCGUCAAAGCAGAGAUGGCGCAGAUCCGCUCGACUAUCAAGCUUGAAAUGGAGCACUCUAGCCAGUCCUGGCUUGACCUUUUCAAGACCCCCGGUAUGCGUCGCCGAACCCUCAUUGCUGGUUUCCUUGGCCUCUUCACCCAGAUGAGCGGCAACACUCUCCUUUCGUACUACCAGAACCUGCUGUUCGGUCUCAUUGGCUACACCAGCAACUACGCAAAAACACGUAUCAACAUCGCGAACCAGUGCUGGUCUUUCAUGAACGCGAUGGUCAUCGCCCUUAUCGUAACACGCUUCCGACGCCGCUGGAUGUUCAUGCUGUCCGCUGGCUCCAUGACGCUCGUCUUCAUGAGCAUGACGAUCUGCUUCCAGCGCCUCGAGCUCGCUCGAGAUGCCGGCUUCACCAACAAAUCCGCUCAGUACGCCGCGCUGUUCUUCUACUUCGCCUACUCGCCCUGCUACAACAUUGGCAACAACUCGCUCACAUACACGUACCUCGUGGAGCUGUUCCCGUACGCCCAGCGCUCCAUGGGUAUUGGCUUCGAGCAGAUUUUCGGCAAGCUGGGAGGCUUCUUCAGCAUCAACGUUAACCCGAUUGCGAUGAAGGCGAUCAGCUGGAAGUACUUCGCCAUCUACUGCGGCUGGAUCACAUUCGAGUUCUGCUUUGUGUACUUCAUGUACCCCGAGACGUACAACCGCACGCUCGAGGAACUCACGUUCUUGUUCGAAGACAAGGCCCUUGCCGACGAGGCCGUCAAGGCGGUGGAGAAGCAGGUCAACAGCGCGCAUCUGGAUGGCGAGGAGCAUGGGAACAAGUCGCACGUCACAGCCGUCGAGCGGGCUCUCUAG